This is a messenger RNA of Limulus polyphemus (Atlantic horseshoe crab), 5158 nucleotides long. Its product is annotated as histone-lysine N-methyltransferase SUV39H1-like. Gene Ontology annotation, cellular component: nucleus. The coding region runs from base 63 to 2426 and encodes 787 amino acids. The transcript is spliced from 9 exons. The record is from RefSeq and is a predicted model, not a curated record. Gene Ontology annotation, molecular function: zinc ion binding; protein binding; histone H3K9 methyltransferase activity. NCBI's taxonomy places the organism in Eukaryota, Metazoa, Arthropoda, Merostomata, Xiphosura, Limulidae.
CCUUAGUUUCAGCUUACACCAACCAAUCACGAGGCUUAGUUUUCUGUACCAUGUGAGACAAAAUGGACGUUGAAAGUGCUAUGAGUGAGCCACAGUCUUGUGUUUCAGGAUUCCAGGAAACCGGAGGUCCUCAAUUUAAUCUUUCCAAUGGUGAUGUUGACUCUCUAAUUCUUCAUCCACAGUCACAAAUUAGUUUAGGGGAUGAAUAUGUAAUGUUAGAGAAUAAUAUUGGUCUUGAUAUUGAGUCUGACUUUGCCGAAUCAUUUACCUCAACAGUUUCAAUGAUGAAAGGAGAUUUCUUGGAUGGAAAAUCUUUCCUGGAUUUCCAGGAGGAAGACACUGAAAAUAUUGACAUUAAUUGUGUGGAUAGGCCUAAAGAUCUCAUGGAAAUUCCUUUAAUAGAAGAAGAAUUUCAAAUAGACUGCCAAGCGGAGAUCAAACAAACUCAAAAAAAGCUAGAAAAUGAAACUCCUUCAAAUGAUGUUACUGUUGGAACAUUAAAGACUCCACCAUGCAUUGAGAGAGAAACUGGUGAUAGUAAUUUGUCAGAAAAUUGUACAGAUACUGAGAGAAACAAUGUUAAACUAACACCCUUCAUGCCUAAAUCAACUGUUAAUGAUGAAACCUCAGUAAGUUUGGCUAGUGAGGAAUCUGAAAGUAUAGCAAAAGAAGCUGUUGAGGAAAAUCUAACAUUAGAAGACCAAAGCCCUGAACCUCACCAGAUGGAAGAAAAUAUGGUUGAGUCAAUUCUUCCAGCUAAUUCAGAAACUACAAACUUGAGAAAGAAACUUUUCCUUGAACAGGAUUUGUCAGUAAAAAGCAAUGAAAAUAAUUUGAAGGAACUUUUAAAGGUAACAGUUCCAUGUCUUCAAGAUACUGAGGAUUUGAGAAAGCUGUGCCUUAAAAUGGGACUACACAUGACAGGGAUUUACAGACCAAAACGGAGAGUUUCUAGUGUCAAACCAUUUUGUCCAGAUUUGCCAAGUGAGAAAUCGAAAAAAACAAUAAAAAAUAUUUUUGAAGUGGAAGAUAUAGUGGACUAUGUUAAAGAUCAGGGAAAAGGAUGGUAUUUCGUGAAGUGGAAAAAUUGGCAUGAUGAUUUUAACACAUGGGAACCUUUUAAAAAUCUUGUUGGCUGCCAGAUGUUAUUAAAGAAGUUCCACAGCAAUAGGGAGAACAUGAGAAAGAGGAAAUUAAGUGAGGACAGCAGUUCUGAUUCUGAAAAAUUGAAAAUAAAGAAUUUAAUCAGCACACUUUGCAAGUCUUCACCAGAUGAUCUUGCAACUAUUUUGAAACUAAGAGGAAUCUCACUUGCAGAUUUCUACAACUCUAACCUAAGUGCAAAAAAAAUAAAAAAAGACUUGCUGCUUACAGUUUCAGGAACAAUGAAAGAGAAUGCAAAUACAAUGAUGAAACACUUGGAGAUUGAAAACAGCUUUGGUUCAGAAUCUGCUUUAAUUGCCUUUGCAGAGAAGCGAAAAGAAGUUUUGUUACGGCUGAAAGAAUGGGAAAGAGACAUAAAUCAGCUUAGUGAUGGUGCUCCCAUUAUUGUUGAAAAUCAUGUGGACAUAGAAGGGCCACCAGAAAAUUUCACAUAUAUAACUGAUUAUAAACCAAGUGAAGGAAUUGUUAUUCCUGAGGAUCCACUUGUUGGAUGUGAAUGUGACAGUUGCCUUGAAAGUCAAAAAAACUGUUGCUCUACCCAGUCUGGAGGCCUGUUUGCAUAUAAUCGAUACGGGUAUUUAAAAGUCGAACCUGGCGUACCAAUCUAUGAAUGUAACAAGCGCUGUAAGUGUGGACAUACCUGCCACAAUAGGGUUGUUCAGCAUGGAAGAAAGGUUAAGUUGGCAAUAUUUAGAACAGAUGAUGGUAGAGGAUGGGGAGUGAAAACUCUUGAAAAAAUCAAAAAGGGGACUUUUGUUAUGGAAUAUGUUGGUGAGGUUAUAACAAGUGAAGAAGCUGAAAAAAGAGGGCAGAUAUAUGACAGUAGAGGAAGGACAUAUCUUUUUGAUUUGGAUUACAAUGAUGGAGAUUGCCCAUUUACUGUAGAUGCUGCACACUAUGGAAAUGUCACACACUUUGUUAACCAUUCUUGUGACCCGAACCUUGUCGUGUUUGGAGUAUGGAUUAACAACUUAGAUCCUAGAUUACCCAGGAUUGCAUUCUUCAGUAGAAGAGAGAUUAAGAGAGGAGAGGAGUUGACUUUCGAUUAUAAGAUGACAGGUGAAACAGGAGAGAACCACCUAUCAAAAGGACCCAUGUCACCAUCCUGCAUGAAUACGUCGGGAGAAGCCAAAACUCCGCCAACAUCACCCAUCAAGGACGAAUCUGGGUUUACCCCAAAUAAGGCCAACACAGAGGUUCCCCAGAAUAAGCGUAUACCAUGUAAAUGUGGUGUACCAAACUGUCGUAAAUACCUCUUCUGAAAAUAAAAAUAGGAGCAGUCAUGUCUGCUGUAGUUCAGAAUUGACACAGUUCAUAAACACUGAAUAUCAACAUUCUGUCAUUUCCAUCCUAACAUUUUGCAUGGUCAGUAAAUGAACUUGAUAUUCUAAAGUAGUGACAACCCAUAUGUACACAUAUUCAUAAAUUUGUCUUGAUGUUAUAGAAGCUCUAUGAUAUGUAAAAAUAUAAUAAUAAUUCCUAACAACAAUAUUAUUUCAGUGUUUAAGCUGGAACUCGUGUUACAAGCAUGCAAAAUUAUAAUGAAAUGAGUUAGUAAGUCAAAGAUUUAUUAGGUAAAUACAGAACCAGUUGACAACACUGCACAUUGAAAUGAAUCACGUCAUAACUCUGAGACACUUUUAAUUUUUAAUUUUCUUUUAAUUUUUGAGUGGUAACACACAAGCUAUGUGUUUAAAUGUUUAACAAGUAUUCAAUACACUUUAACUAAGAAAAGCAUGAUAAAAGUUAUACUGUACAUCAACAUGAAACACAAAAACCCUUUUAAAUUAUAAACACCCUGUAGUUUUUUUUUUCAUAUAAUGAAUACUUAAUGUUCAUUUACAGUUAUUCUUAAGCGAUUUGGUCAUUUUCAUUACCACAUCAGACACUAUGUUUCAUAGUAAGUUAGUUGAAUGUUGAAAAAUGUUAAAUUGCAAAAAAAUCAGAACUUCACAAAUAUUAAAUAUAGGUGGUUUUUUUUUAUUAGUAGUAAUUUUUCAAUUAGGUGCAAUUUUCAGUUGUGUAUUUUUUUAAAAAAAAAGGUUAGCUUAAUAAAAGUAAUCUUACCCAUUCAGUUUCCUUUUUAAAGCAAAAGUGUUUUGUAGUCUCUUUAAAAACAUCCAUUUCGGGCAUGUCACCAAACUUGAUGCCAAAGCUUAUUGUUGUUUUUUUUCCACCCACUCCCAUCUCCUGUAGUGACUUAUUUAGCAUAUUAUUAUAAUUUUCUUUUUCAAGGAACAUAGCUAGUAUCUUACAGUAUUUUCUUUUUUCUGUGAACUGAUUAAAUAUCUUUCAGUUCUCCCUCUCUUCCUAGAACUUUAAUUAGUGUCUUAUUACCCUUCCUCUAUCCUGAAAAGUUAACUAAUUUCUUACUAUCCUUUCUUCUGGAUACUUAACUUACUUUUUCUUCCUCUACAAGCAUAUUUGUUAAUUUUCACCUUGAUUUGUUUCCUGUUGGGAAUUUAAUUAGUAUGUAGGUAUCCUUUUCUCCAUUUAAAAUCUUGUAUCCUCUGAUCAAUUCAUUUCCUUAUGAAGUUGUAUUGCACCAUCCUUCCUAUCCCUUAAUAGCUGGUAUCCUUCCAUCUUUCCCUUCCUUUGUGAAUUUAAAUUUUAUCUUUUUUUCUUUCCUUUAUAAAAUUUUACUAGAUAUUUAAUUUGUACUUUUAGAUCAAAACUCAUCAUUUCUCUUAAGAACAUGUAUAUCUUACUAUCCUUUCCCUCACCAUAGGACAUAACUGGAAUUUUACUAUCACCUGUUAACUAGAAAAUUCAAUUAAAUUAUGUGUCUAAAGUUUCAGUUUUGUAGUAAACAUUUAGUUCUUGUAGACAUUGAUAAUAGCUACUAAUUCUUAUUGUUAAAAUUAUAGUAAAAGAAGCUAAUUUCCUUAAAAAUUAAGAGCUAAAAAAAUUAAAUGGUACUUUUUGGAAGUGUGUUUAUUAAAGUAAUGUGAACUUGUAUUUGUUUUAAAUGUUAUUCAGUCAGACAAUUUAACUUUUGUAAUAGUAAAUAUCUGAAAUUCAGAAUCUUGGCUCAGUCAGGCAGUCUGUUGACACUCUUAAUACUAAAUAUCUGGAAGCUUAUUUUUGUCAAGCUGGUUAACACAUCUGAUAUUAGUUCAGUUAGAUUGUUUGUUUCUCUUAUAUGUUUGGAAUUUUAGUUUUACUUUGUUGUUUUACAGUUCUCUCAUUUAUAACACCUGACAUUUUAGUUCUGUUAAAAAUGUGUUCAGUUGUUGACUCCUGAGGCUUGAUAUAGUCAAACUAUUUAUAUGUUUUGGUCAAACAUAUGAACUUCUAGCUCACACUUUAGUCACAUUGAACUGUAGUCUCUCACCAGUUGUAGUUUUUGGCAGUGUUUGGAACACAAGGUUCUGAGUGAAGCUUCAUAUCAGUUGUGCUAUAUAUUACUAAUCUUGUAACACUUUCUAUGUUUUAUUUCAAAUAUCAAUCAAAUAUUGCUGAAUUUUCACUUUUACACACUAAGUAUCAAUGCCUGAAAUAUUACUUGAAAUAGUGUCUUGUUAAUCAACUAGUAUUGUCUUAAGUAGUUAUUUUACAUCAGAUACCAAUACUAUAUCCAAAAUAGCUUGUCAUACACACACACAUCAAGAAAUAGUGCCUAAAAAGCUGAUCCAAAGUGUUAUUUUAUGCACCAGACCUGAAGUACUAGAUUAUCCUCAGUACUUUUUCACAUGCCAAAUACCAGUGCCUGAAAUGAUGCUUUCUCAUUAGUGUUUUUUAUUUUUCACACGUAAAGUACUGAUGUGUAAAAUAUUAGCUCAUUCAUAUUGUGUUUAUACAAAUAAUUUUUUUCGUAGUAAUUAAAAAUGCAUCAAGUCUAAAAUUAGCUAUAUUAUUUCUUAACCUACCAACAACUAAAUUUUCCAUUUUUUUUUUUUUUUUACUUUUCACAUAAGGUAAUGCAACUUCAAUAUAAAAGAGUAUUUUAGCUGUGAAACAUAUAUUGGUUUUUCUUUUCUCUGUGGUAUCUUUU